Molecule: messenger RNA, 312 nt
Organism: Rhizophagus irregularis DAOM 181602=DAOM 197198
Lineage: Eukaryota; Fungi; Glomeromycota; Glomeromycetes; Glomerales; Glomeraceae
Source: RefSeq, a predicted model, not a curated record
AUGAAGCAAAAAAAUGGAAACCAAUAUUCUGCAAGUUCUGUACGUUGUGCAAUUGCUGCUAUACAUCAUCAUAUCAUGAAAAAUUCUACAAUAUCCGGCAUAAACAUUCAUGAUCAAGCAACCUUUCCAGCCUUUUGGGAAGUCACCAAUGGAAAGCUAAAAUUUUUUUCUGACUUGGGACUAAAUGAUGCAAAAGAAUUUCAAGAAAUUACAACCAAUUUAAACAUUUCAAAUGAAACCUCAGAAUUUGAUAAUAACAUUUACCCUCGCUAUAGUGAAGCUCAUGGGCUGAAGGAAGUCGAAAGGAGAUAA